This is a messenger RNA of Pieris rapae (cabbage white), 3117 nucleotides long. RefSeq names its product rab11 family-interacting protein 4 (gene nuf). Gene Ontology annotation, cellular component: midbody; cleavage furrow; recycling endosome membrane. Lineage: Eukaryota; Metazoa; Arthropoda; Insecta; Lepidoptera; Pieridae. Gene Ontology annotation, biological process: regulation of cytokinesis; endocytic recycling. Bases 280 to 1674 code for a protein of 464 amino acids. The transcript has 13 exons. The record is from RefSeq and is a predicted model, not a curated record.
ACUUGCGUAUGUGACAGGUGUGUUUAGUGGAAUUAUAGUCGUAAAAAUCCUGUUUAUAACCUGCGUAUUAUACGCAAAUACAAAUAAUUUAUAUAAGUUUUUUAUAUAGUGUUUUAACAUUUUCAGUUUUCCAAGUAUUCAUAAUUUGUGCCUUAGUGUUUCGAAAUUGUGACAAGUUUUCUGUUUGUGGUUUACUGUCCUUGAGGCGGAGGCUUUGACGCUAGUUCUGUCUUCGUUUUCAUACGCGACUGGCAAGAGUCGAAGGUGCCGGCGGCUGUGAUGAUGGCACCGAGUGUUUUCCAAAGAACCAAAUCACCGAGAUCUUCGCCAGGAAAUGUACCACGAAAACUUCAGAAUGGCAAGGGAAGUAGCAAAGUGAGUCAAGCCAGCCAAGCAGAGAACACAGCUGACUCCAGCCCGGGCAACUCAAUUUCCGACGCAGAGAACUUCGAAUGCUAUGGAGAAGCUGAUGGAGACACAUCUAGCAAUGCAUUAGAAAAUGGAACCCGAAGUCCUGGGAAUAAUCUCAAUCGACAUUCAUGGACGAGAACUAGCUUACGACGGACUCCUCCAAGUCAUCAAGAAAACCUGCCACAUCGCAGAUGGGGAUCCAUGAGGCAUUCUGGGAAAAGACAAAUCGGUUCCAAUGUCUUAGCAAGCCAAUUGUACCGGUCGUCGUCCUUCAACUCGUCUGGCUGUGGGUCGGGGGGAGAGCCAGCUGACGAUAUGUACUCAGAUGUAUCAUUAGAAGAAGAUGUGCAGGGACUUAACUAUAAGGUACAACUUCUUCAGCAGCAGGUGACGUCACUCGCAGAUACUCAAAGCACCUCAGACGAAAGGUACGCCAGAGCAAAGGCCGACAACGCCGUACUUCAAGCCAGGGUUCACAUGCUCGACGAACAGAUACGCGAGAUUGAAUGCCGUUGCGAGGAGCGUAUUGCAGAGGAACAGAAACGAUGUAGAGACGCGAUAGCUAGAAUCGAGCGUGACAGGGACGCUCAGCUGUCUGCACUCAAUGAUCGACUCUCCGCUGCUGAAGCGGAGGCUUCUGAUCUUAAACAAGAGGUGGGUAGACUCCGUGGCGUAGCCGAAACUCUACGGGCGAACGCUGAAAUAAGCUCGCGUACCGCCCGCGAAGCUCAGGACGCAGCGAGCGAACUGGCUGCUCAGAUGAGUAGUGCCAGAGAUGCCGAGAGACGUGAACGAGAGGCCGCUGAAUCGACGAGAGCGCUCCUCGCCGCCGCUCAGCAGGAACUACGAGCGCUCAAGGCUGCUCCUCCGCCACCACCAGACCCUCGGGUGGAUGAGCUGCAGCAGGAACUCACGCUGCUACGCACCCAGAAUAAAUCUCUCACAGAAGCCCAAGAGGAACUCCAGGCGCAGAUACUAACUCGAGGCGUUGAAGAGGGUCGCAGUCUGUUAGAUGGAGUGAGCGGCCCUCUCGUCGCUACCAAUUCUUUGGCACACGAACUCUCGCAAAUGAGUGACCAUGAGCUCGUUGGUAGCGAUCAGUCUGACAGCAUAGAGUUGGAAAAGUUGCAAAAAGCUUUAAAAGAGCAGCAAGACGUGAACGUACAACUGCGAGACUACAUUGACGGUAUCCUGCUAUCAAUAGUAGAAAAUUAUCCACAGCUCCUCGAAGUCAAGUGUCAGAAACCAGAUUUUAAAUCAUAACGCCGAUAAGUCUUCCAGCAUGGUAGUGCCUUAGAUUUCAAAUAACAUAUGCAUCGCAGAAGUUCAACAUCCUUGAUAAAAUUUAUUGUAUUGUGACAUUCAUUUAUGUUUUAAUGUGAGAACUUUAUUUUCAAUUAUUCACCUUGAUUUCCUAUUUAAAACCUUAUAAUGUUGCAUAGUCAUCGCCUCGUCAUUAGAGACGUGCCUACAUAAUAUAUUGGCGUUACUUGGUUUAAUUAAACUGAACUCGGCUACGAAUAACAAUACUAUGGGAGUGUACCUGUUUAAAAAAUGUCUCUUAACGUAUUAUGUUUCUUCUAAACACUAAGUUUCCUAUAUUCUGAUAGUGUCAAUGUUAACUUUACACUAUAAGCUAUCACAAUUAAAUACAUAAUGUGUGAUAUUUCAAAACAUUAUUAUUUAUUAUUAGGAAUCUUGUUUAAGAGUCAAAAUGUUGUUUUUUUGCAAACAAUACACAUAUAAUUACAUUAUAUGUAUAGUAUUAUUAUUCGUUUUCAACAUCACACUAAGGUUUCAUUGGCUAUUUGACGCCCAUUUUGGUCGUGGAUUUUAUCUUGGCCUAGAACAAUGCAUCCUUUUGCUGCUCAUUGAAACGCAACGCAGCGCGUCGCGCUACAAAAAAAUUAUGUUAUGAAUUUAUUAAAUUGAAUUAAUAUCAAGACAACCAUUGAUAAUUCCGUAUAUUAUUUGUAUGAUCCGUUAAAACUAAUAAAAUGAAGCUGUAAUGUUAUGUAUAAAUUUCAAUAAAUAUUUAUACUUAUUAUUACUGUGAUAUAAGAAUACUAUAAUGAAAUAUUAAAUAUUAUAAUUUCCUUAAUGUUUUAUGACUUUCGGUAGUAAUUCAUGAUUUUUAAAUAAAUUAGAAUUGUUAUAAAAGUAAUUCUUUAUAUAAAUCUUUUAUUUUAUCUUAAUUCCCCAAUCGUUAACUAAUCUUUGUAAUUAAUCGCUACUUAAUUUUCAAUUAAAAAGGCGUUAACAAGUGCCACAAUAUGAAAUAUCAAACAUGUAAAUAUUGUAUAGCAUUAGAGUACAUGCAAUAGCGUAUCGAUAACAUCUCGUAGAAAUGCUUUAUUAGCGCUUUAGUUGUAAAGAAAAUUAUUUUUAUAGUACUAGAUCUGGAGAUACAAGGCCAAGCCGUCCAUAAAGUUUAUUACAUGAUUUUAAUUCAAGACUGUGGUAGACAUUGGUGCAAAUAACUCUUAAACAGAGAGUAAUUCUAAUUGUGAAAUAAAAUAUUUAUUUAUAAUUGAAGCCAUUUCGAAUUGUAUUCCUAAAUUUUAUUUUAUUCAAUAGUAUUUAGAAUUAAUUUGUUAGACGUGUAUUUUAAUAUGUAAAAUAACUUCUAGGCAUUUCUGUACAUUUUGAUAACAUUUGUGAAGUAAUGAAAAUAACCAUAUAUCGAAAUAAAAGAAUUUUAAAUUA